This is a messenger RNA of Oncorhynchus tshawytscha (Chinook salmon), 4893 nucleotides long. RefSeq names its product protein O-linked-mannose beta-1,4-N-acetylglucosaminyltransferase 2. NCBI's taxonomy places the organism in Eukaryota, Metazoa, Chordata, Actinopteri, Salmoniformes, Salmonidae. The record is from RefSeq and is a predicted model, not a curated record. Gene Ontology annotation, molecular function: protein O-acetylglucosaminyltransferase activity; protein binding. The transcript has 2 exons. Gene Ontology annotation, biological process: protein O-linked glycosylation via mannose. The coding region runs from base 379 to 2154 and encodes 591 amino acids. Gene Ontology annotation, cellular component: endoplasmic reticulum.
GUUUUGGAUUAUGGGAUUUGACUUUGCAGUGGGUGGAGACAGGAUAGCAAGUAUAAUCGAAAUCGCCUUUUUGACAGCUAACGUAAAAAAAUACUGUUUAACUUAAACUUGAUGAAUGAAUGCGUUGAUAUUUCGUACUGUUGCACCUACAUCGAGGCAUAUCGUUAAGGAGGUUCAUUCUAUCACGUCAAUCCUCUGGAACGUUUCUGCGGAGAGUAUGCUCUAGAGCUUGUAAUGCUGCCUUAGCUGAAACGUUUCAGCUACAGUGAAGAAGAUACCUUUUCAGUUUAAUCGAAACUCCCCGGUGUAUCGGCACCUGGCUAGCGGGAGGCGGAGCAUGCAUGUGAGAUCAGAGAUCAUAUUGGACGUGGAGCUGUGAUGCGUGCGGCGAGCUGCAGGAUGAACGUGGCGGCCAUUCUGAAUGGCCUGCUGGUGUCGGUGGUGGCAGCACUGCUCUGGAAGUACGUGAGGCUAAGUGAGCACGCUGCAGUACUGGAGGAGGAGCUGCAGCUGACCCGCCAGUCCCAGGAGCUGUCCCAGGCCCGGAUAGACUACCACGCCGCUCUGCUCGCCCUCCAGGAGCAUGGCACCCGUAUGGUCUGCACCGGCAAGAUGCACACUGACCGCAUCUGCCGCUUCGACUACCUGUGCUACUGCACCGAGGCUGAAGAGUUUGUCUUCUUCCACAGCAACUCCUCCUUCAUGUUGCCCAACCUGGGGCCCCGGCGCUUCCAGCCGGCCCUGCUGGACCUGUCCUCUGUGGAGGAUCACAACACCCAGUACUUCAACUUCCUGGAGCUGCCCGCAGCUGCCCUCAAGUUCAUGCCCAAGCCUGUGUUCGUCCCUGACGUCACCCUCAUCCUCAACCGGUUCAAUCCGGAUAACCUGAUGCACGUGUUCCACGAUGACCUACUGCCCAUCUUCUACACCAUGCGGCAGUACUCGGACCUGGACGAUGAGGCCCGCCUGGUCUUCAUGGAGGGCUGGGGUGAGGGCGCACACUUUGACCUCUACCGCCUGCUGAGCAGCAAGCAGCCACUUCUCAAAGAGCAGCUGAGGAACUUUGGCAAACUUAUGUGCUUUACUAAGUCCUACGUGGGCUUGUCCAAGAUGACCACAUGGUACCAGUACGGCUUUGUCCAGCCACAGGGCCCCAAAGCCAACAUCCUGGUCUCUGGGAACGAGAUCCGGCAGUUUGCCUCAUCGCUGAUGGAGAAGCUCAAUAUCACCACGAGAGGAGGAGAGGAGAGUGCAGCGGAGGAAAAGGAUGAGUACUUCGUAGUGUUCAGUCGCUCCAUCAACAGACUCAUCCUGAACGAAGCGGAGCUGAUCCUGGCGUUAGUGCAGGAGUUCCAGAUGAGAGUGGUGACUGUGUCUCUGGAGGAGCAGAACUUCCCCAGAAUCGUCAAGGUCAUCAGCGGGGCCUCCAUAUUGGUCAGCAUGCACGGGGCCCAGCUGGUCUCCUCUCUCUUCCUCCCCCGGGGGGCCGUCGUUGUGGAGCUCUUCCCCUAUGCGGUCAACCCAGAGCAGUACACCCCUUACAAAACCCUGGCCUCUCUACCAGGCAUGGACCUGCAGUAUGUGGCCUGGAGGAACAUGGUGGAGGAGAACUCUGUGGCCUACCCAGAGAGGCCCUGGGAGCAGGGAGGUAUAGCCCACCUGGAUAAGGAAGAGCAGGAUCACAUCCUGACCAGUAAGGAAGUACCCAGACACCUGUGCUGCCGCAACCCUGAGUGGCUCUAUCGUAUUUACCAGGACACCAUAGUGGACAUCCCUUCUUUACUAGAGGCUCUCAGAGCGAUCGUGAAAACCAGGCCCAACCUGAAGAAGGCCAAGCCUGCCAGCACGGUCCACCCGGGCCGGGUCAGAGAGCCCCAGUGCCAGACAUCGGUCCAGGCCACCAAUGAGGCCAAGCUGACUGUGUCCUGGCAAAUCCCCUGGAACCUGAAGUACCUGAAGGUCAGGGAAGUGAAGUACGAAGUGUGGAUCCAGGAGCAAGGAGAGAACACGUACAUGCCUUAUAUUCUCCCCCACCAGAACUAUACCUUCUCUGAAAACAUCAAACCCUUUACGACGUACCUGGUGUGGGUCCGCUGCAUCUUUAACAAAAACCUCCUGGGGCCUUUUGCCGAUGUACUCAUGUGCAGGACAUAAUUUGUGUUGAUCUAUACAGUUACAAGUUUGUGACUGCUUGUUCCAGAUGAUCAGAUAUUGGGGUUGUGGAUUACUGAAGGUGAUACUAGAUAAGUUCAGCCAGUAGUUUUGAAAGUAGCGCUCACGAGCCAAAAUGGGUCCCAGAAAAUUGUGCACAAUUGUAUACGAUGUCAUUCAUUUUGUAUGUUAAGUUACGUCCUGCACAAUAAAUGUAUAUUUCCUACAAUUCGUAUGAUAUGUUACGAAUUUGUAAGUGCUUAAGAUCCCGUUCAAUCUCAUUAAUAUGAAAAUCUGUGAUUGAGGAUAGUCUCCGAUUUGAGGAUAGUUGAUAUGAUGUGAUCUGUAUCUAGGAUGAGAGACAACCAUGUCCUCAGACAGAGAGUGAAAUGCAAUGGAAGUUCAAUGGCAUUUAGCAUGGGACGCAGGAACACGAGUCACGAUUUAAGGAUGCAUCAUCUGUACCAAUAGCAGAAAGUACUAUACAACGGAUCUUUUUGAGAUAUAGGAAUUUCUUUAAUAUACUUAUUUAUGAGCAAAAAUAUUUUUUAUUCGUCUUAAAACACUGAACCUAUCUAUAUCUGUACUUAUUUGAGUAUGUAAUGUAGGUUUUCAGCAAAGCUCAGAUUUGAUUGGUUUGUGAUUUGUUAUCUGAGAAAUCACAACUUUGUGGCUUAGCCUACCCUCCUGCACAAAGUUGUAGCUUUGUCAUGUUGCCUUUCUAAUUGUCAAUUGACAUAAUUGUUUGCAGAAUGUUUCCAAAACCUUAAAGGGAUACUGUAAGAUUCUGGCAAUUUUCUACUUACCCAGAGUCCGAUGAACUCGUGGGCACGCUAUUUAUGCCUCUGCGUGCAGUAUGAAGGAAGAUAGGAUUGCAAAACUACUUCUAACUAGCAUUAGCAUAAUGACUGGAAAUCUAUGGGUAUCUGCUAGCUGGGUAUCUGCUUCAGGCCUGGACAAUUCCAGUCCUCGGGAGGCCUAAUUGGUGUGACACUUUUCCCCCCCGUCCCUAGCAAACACACCUGAUUUUAAACUAAUUCAAUUUUUAACUGAAGUUCAUGAUUAUUUUGAUUAUUGGAGUCAGGUGUGUUAGCUGGGGCAAAAGUGUGACACCAAUCAGGACCCAGAGGACUGGACUUGCCCAGGCCUGCUAGCUGCAAAUACCUAUACACUUCCAGUCAUUACACUAAAUCCAGUUAGCAAUUAUGCUAGCACUAGUUAGCAACUUCCUUCAAACUGCAAUCAGAAACAUAUAAGAAGGGUGUCCAUUUUUUCAUUUGACCCUGGGGAAGUAGAUAAAGGUCCUCAUUGCCAAAAUCCCGAAGUAUCCCUUUAAGAGAAACCAAAAUGAAUUUGAAAAUGUGGUUACAAGUCUACAGUACCAUUAAGUAUGUGUUAUUAGUUGUAAUUGAAUUAUCUUGUGCUUCAUUGAGGCUUUAAUAUUUGCCAGUUAUCUUUUUGAACUAUUGUGACCCAUGGAUAGUAAAUUCUUCCUCUUCUAGAUUAUUUGAGAUAUUAAUUCAAGGCAGAUAAAAACUUUCAAAGAGUGUGUCCAGGAAAAUGUUUGCAGUUUUCUAAAGAUGCGGACUAAAACAUGCAUUAUUCCUUCAAAUAGUAGCAGUAUUUUACGAACAUUGUUCCUCUAAAUGAAAAUAAAGAGAAUAUAUUAUGUAUUGAUGUGAAAGGUUCUGUUGCUAUGCGGUGCAGUUGCUAGAUAUGCGGGGGUUAGUUCUAUUUCUUUCAGAAAAACUGGAGCUUCUUUAUUCAGUGUCUUUGUCAUUGUGUGUCAAAAGAUAAAUACAAAAAGGUUCAUGUCACUUCAGUGUGCCCAUUACAGCAAUUCUGAGUUCAAUUGUCCUAUUAUUAUUUUUUAUUCUGUCUACACAGUUGCAGAAAAUGAUCAGAAUUCCUUACUUACUAUUAAUCGGUACAAUUUCUGAUUGUGAUCUUAGAAAAUUUGUGCAGGUUAUAUGCAUGCAUAAACUUGUGAAAUAAUUAGCCUGUGAUGCUUUGGUAAUGACUACUAUGCCCUGAAUCAAACUGGAGUAAUAACCCAUUCUAUGGCUCAUCAAUGCUGCUAACCAUGCGUGAUUCAGUGUCUUUAUCCCAAAUGGCACCCUCUUCCCUUUUAUACUGUACUACUUUUGACCAAGAACUAUAAAGGUCACCAGAGCCUAAAAGUAGUGCUCUAUAGGGAAUAGGGUCCAUUUUGGGACUCAGCCCAAGUCUAUAUGAUGGUGUGCAAUGCUGCCUGUUACAUUUCAUUGCCUUGUGGUGUGCAAAACUAAAGUAAUGGCUAGCUUCCCAGUAUGUGCCAAGCCCUCAGAGUACGAGUGCUGAUGUAAGAUCAGCUGCAGAUCUCGUGUCCUGCUAAGCGUAUAUACAUUGCCUUCAGAACGUAUUAACACCCUUUGACUUUUUCAACAUUUUGCUGUUACAAAGUGGGAUUAAAAUGGUUGGAAAAAAACGUCCAAUUAAAUCCAUCUACAAAUAAUCUAAUGUCAAAGUGGAAGAAAAAUGACACUAAUACAGUAUAUCUUUAUAAGUAUUCAACCCACUUAGUCAAUACAUGUUUCUCUGGGCAAGUGUCUAACAGCUUUUCACACCUGAAUUGUGCAACAUUUGCCCCUUAUUCUUUUCACAAUACUUCAAGUUCUGUCAUUGUUUAUUGAUCAUUGCUAGACAACUGUAUUUGGGUCUUGCCAUAGAUUUUCAAGCAGAUUUAAGUCAAAACUGUAACUC